AUGUCGCGCCCAUCCGAGCUCGACCGCAACCAGGAUGCCACCUGCUACAUCGGCAACAUCGACGACCGCGCUACCGACGCCAUCGUCUGGGAGCUCAUGAUCCAAGCCGGUCCGCUCGUCAACCUCCACCUCCCCAAAGACCGCAUCACUCAGUCGCAUCAGGGCUAUGCAUUUGCUGAAUUUCAAACCGAACAGGAUGCCGACUACGCGUGCAAGGUCAUGAACGGUCUCAAGCUGUACGGCAAGCCCAUCCGCGUCAACAAAGCCUCGCAGGAUCGCAAGGCCAUCGACAUUGGCGCCAACUUGUUCGUCGGCAGUCUCGACGCUGCAGUGGACGAGCGGCUGCUGUACGAGACCUUCUCUGCGUUUGGCGGUAUCAUCGGUCUGCCCAAAGUAGCGAGGGAUCCAGCGAGCGGAGAGCCAAAGGGGUUUGCUUUCGUCUCGUUCGACAGCUUCGAAGCCGCAGAUGCAGCGAUUGAGGCGCUCAACGGUCAAUUUCUGCUCAAUAAGAACAUCACCGUUGACUACGCGAUCAAGAAGGACAGCAAGAACGGCGAGAGGCAUGGUACCGCGGCGGAGAGGCUGCUCGCUGCUCAGGCACGAAAGAACAACGCGUUGCCUGCUCAGCCGUAUCAGUACGCGCAACCGCCGGUGGGAGCACCAAUACCGCCCAAUGGAAGCGCUGCGACUGGGUGGAAUGCGUAUGGGCAACAGCCACAGCAGCCACCAGCGUAUCCGCAAGGUCCACCGCAGCAACCACCUCAUCUGGCGCCAGCAUACCCACAGAACCCUCCUGCCAUUCAUAUGAAUCCUGGCGCAUCGCCCGCCUACCCGCCAUACCAAUAG
This is a messenger RNA of Kalmanozyma brasiliensis GHG001, 846 nucleotides long. RefSeq names its product RNA recognition motif domain protein. The coding region runs from base 1 to 846 and encodes 281 amino acids. The record is from RefSeq and is a predicted model, not a curated record. Gene Ontology annotation, molecular function: RNA binding. The transcript has a single exon. Gene Ontology annotation, cellular component: nucleolus; U12-type spliceosomal complex. NCBI's taxonomy places the organism in Eukaryota, Fungi, Basidiomycota, Ustilaginomycetes, Ustilaginales. Gene Ontology annotation, biological process: positive regulation of mRNA splicing, via spliceosome.